Molecule: messenger RNA, 1455 nt
Organism: Saitoella complicata NRRL Y-17804
Lineage: Eukaryota; Fungi; Ascomycota; Saitoellomycetes; Saitoellales; Saitoellaceae
Product: beta-glucosidase
Exons: 1
Coding region: 1-1455 (484 amino acids)
Biological process (GO): carbohydrate metabolic process
Molecular function (GO): beta-glucosidase activity
Source: RefSeq, a predicted model, not a curated record
AUGACCAACACCACCGACAAGCUCCCCUCCAACUUCCUUUGGGGCUUCGCAACAGCCGCCUACCAAAUCGAAGGUUCCUGGAACGAAGACGGCCGCCUCCCCUCCAUCUGGGACACGUACGCCCACACCCCCUCCAAGAUCAUCGACGGCUCAAACGGCGAUACCGCUUGCGACUCGUACCACCGCUACAAGGAAGAUAUCGCACUCCUAAAAUCCUACGGCGUGAACGCGUACAGGUUUUCUAUCAGUUGGUCUCGCGUGAUUCCCAAGGGUGGAAGGGAGGAGGAGGUUAAUGAGAAGGGAGUGAAGUUUUAUAGUGAUGUGAUUGAUGAGUUGUUGAAGAACGGGAUCUUGCCGUUCGUGACACUACAUCAUUGGGAUUUACCACAGGAGUUGUAUGAGCGUUAUCAAGGAUUCCUCACCGCCUUCGAACUGGUCCCCGACUUCACCCGUUUCGCACGCCUAUGUUUUGAGCGCUUCGGGGAUCGUGUGAAGAACUGGCUCACUUUCAACGAACCCUGGGUCAUCUGCGCACUCGGACAUGCCGGGACGGGACCGGAAGGCUCCUUUGCGCCAGGCCGCUCGAGUAAUCGUGAUCUUAGCCCUGAGGGGAACUCCGAUACCGAACCCUGGAUUGCGGGACACACCUUGCUCCUCGCACACGCCAGCGCUGUCCAAGUCUAUCGCACGGACUUCGCCAAACAACAAGGCGGCCAAAUCGGAAUCACCUUGAACGGCGACUGGGCCGUUCCCUAUAAUCUCGAAGAACCCCUCGACCACGCCGCAGCCCAACGCAAACUCGAAUUCUCUCUCGGUUGGUUCGCGGAUCCGAUCUGGCAUGGAGACUAUCCCGCCUCGAUGCGCGAGUUGCUAGGUGACCGUCUUCCCACGUUCACGGAGGCAGAGAAGGCGAUGUUGAAGGGAAGUAGUGAUUUCUUCGGGUUUAACCACUAUACGACGAAUUAUGUCAAACACCGCGAGGGACCGCCCGAACAUGGAAACUUCAACGGGAACGUCGGGCUGACCUUCACUUCGAAGGAUGGUGUCGACUUGGGUCCCGAGACGGGAUUGGCGUUUAUGAGACCCGUUCCCUGGGGCUACAGAGCUCUGUUGAAUUGGAUUUGGAAGAGAUAUGGUGCACCAAUCUACUGUACCGAGAACGGCAUGUGCGCCAAAGACGAAGGCUCCCUCCCCCUCGCCGAAGCUCUCAACGACACCCCCCGCGUUGAAUAUUACAAGGGCUACCUCAAUGCAAUGUUAGAGGCCGUCGUGGAGGACGGCGUCGAUGUACGGAGUUACUUUGGUUGGAGCUUGAUGGAUAACUGGGAGUGGUGUAGUGGGUACGGACCCAGGUUUGGAGUUACGUAUGUUGAUUACGAGGACGGGUGUAAGAGGUAUCCUAAGGAGUCGAGUCGAUUUGUGAGGGGGUGGUUUGAGGAGAAUAUUUCGAAGUGA